Messenger RNA from Anopheles cruzii, 916 nucleotides. RefSeq names its product glycolipid transfer protein B. The transcript is spliced from 5 exons. Bases 260 to 916 code for a protein of 218 amino acids. Gene Ontology annotation, biological process: ceramide transport; intermembrane lipid transfer. Gene Ontology annotation, molecular function: ceramide 1-phosphate transfer activity; ceramide 1-phosphate binding. The record is from RefSeq and is a predicted model, not a curated record. Gene Ontology annotation, cellular component: cytosol; membrane; cytoplasm. Lineage: Eukaryota; Metazoa; Arthropoda; Insecta; Diptera; Culicidae.
CCUCGAGUCACUCCGUCUGUCGAACGCAUUCACCACAACGCGGCUGUGGCUGAUCACUAACCGGGUCGAUAACGCAACACGAGCCGAACCGGCGGCCGCUGAUGCUGCUGAUGAUAAACGCCGAAACACGCUUCGUGUAGAUAAGAUUACGGUCGGCAGAAUGUCCCGGUUCCAGUCGUCACUCGAUCGCAGCCGACGAUAGAGGCCAACUGGUCGAACAGCUUGCUCGAAGAUUCCCAGCGAACCGAUUCUUGUGGCCAUGAGUGAUAGCACUGAAGAAACCCUGCCUAGUGCGGCCGUGUGUGAGGCCAAAAUUCAGUUCCGUCAACUUAAAGCAUUUCCGGUGAUCGACGAGAAUAAUAAUUUUAAAAUUGACACGGCGCACUUUCUACAAUCGUCGCACCAGAUAGUGGACGCAAUCGGUUGCUUCGGUAAGCUGUUUUCCCCCAUCGUGAAGGAUAUGCGACAAAACGUUAUGAAACUGGAGGAAAAGUAUAAACGCAACGAGACGCUAUUUGCAAAUUUGGAGGAUUUAAUUUUGAAAGACGACGAAGGCAACGACAACUCAUACGAUACGGUCACCGACGGGUUGCUGUGGUUGAAACGCGCACUGGAAAUGAUCGAACUGUUUUUCCGCAAAGUGCUGGAAGACGAGACGCGCAGCGAGCAGCUGAAACCACACCUCAGAAAGGCGUACGACGAGUGCUUGCUACCGUAUCAUGGCUUUCUGGCCCAGAAAGGAUUCCAGAUCCUACACUUUUACGUUCCCAGCAGAACGAGCCUCCUGGGGGCAUCGGGUGCCAAUGGAGACAACAUGAAAGCGCUCGAGGAGUUUCUCGUCCACUUUCGAGCCAAUCUGAGUCAUUUGAACGAGUUUUUCACAAAAUAUGACCUACAUCGGACUUAUAAAGCAUAG